Penaeus indicus is the source of this 5341-nucleotide messenger RNA. Its product is annotated as mucin-2-like. The coding region runs from base 155 to 5341 and encodes 1728 amino acids. The transcript is spliced from 16 exons. Lineage: Eukaryota; Metazoa; Arthropoda; Malacostraca; Decapoda; Penaeidae. The record is from RefSeq and is a predicted model, not a curated record.
UCUCUCCUCGAAACUGAAGAGUCCAGACGUCGAAAGCUCCGCCGUCCUCCUCGUAUAGAAUCCUCACUUCAUUUUUGUUCCUCGUCCCUCACGCCACGUCUGAGAUAGUCUAUAAGAGAGAAGGAAGGACAGGCUUGGAACCUGAGGGACCGUCAUGAGGCAACGAGUUCUUUUGGUUUUAUUCGUCGGUGUUUGCAUUCUGUCCUUUUCUCUCGGGGAAAGGGGAGGCCAGAAGUCGACGAUCCAGAAGAAAGAUGAAGUCAAGAAAGGUCAGCAAAUUUCCAAGAAGAUGGAGGAAGAAGACAAAGGAACAAAGAAAGAUUCAAGUUCGCACAAAAUCGAGAUAAAUAAGCGUAUAUGGAAACCCAAUGAAGACGAUGAACAGGAAAACGACGAUAAAAAGAAUGGAAUAAACAAGGAUAGAAAGCGAACGAACAAAAAAUUGCAGAAACACAAAGUGUCUUCAGAACCAACGUCAUGCACCGAAGAGGGAGGGAAGUGCAAAAAGAAAUGUAAACAGCAGAACAGAAUUGACGUCACAUGUCAAGACGGAAACAUCUGCUGUGACAUAUCCGCAAGGCAGUCAAAACCCAAACCCAGGAAUUCCAAGGGGGUAAAGGCAUAUUCCAAGGGCAAGCAGGGGAAGUCCGGAGGCUUGAAGGCAUCGGAUAAGGGCGUGGACGAAAAGAUCUUCUGCAAGAAAUCGGUGACCCUUUGCAAGACUAACGAUGGACUGUGCCUCGAGAUCGGGUCCAAUUGCAAGUACACCUUUUUCCCCAUUCACCAUCAAAAGACCUGUAUUGGAAAACCUUGCAGUUGUUGUGUGGAAAAACCGAUGUGCGCCCCUAGCUCCUUCUGCUCGGCCGAGGGCGGCUACUGCAGCGACAACUGCGGCGACGGCGACCGCGUCCUCGAGGGCAAGUGCGGCGAGUUGAAGUGCAAGUGCUGCGCCCCGCCCUGCAAGACGCAGAGCUCGUGCUUCCAGAAGGGCGGCUUCUGCGUCACCAGCGAGGCCUUCUGCGCGGGCACUCUCACGCCGGAGUGCGUGGGCUCAGGCUGCAUGUGUUGCGUGAAUGACCCUCCAUGCACGACGCUGACGAAGUGCUCGAAGGCGGACGGUCGCUGCACCAAAGGGAAAUGCUCGGCCGACGAAGAAGAAAUCGUGGGCGGGUGUUCGGGGUCCGGCUGCAGGUGUUGCGCGCCCAAGCCACCGCCCUGCGUCACGAAGGACAAGUGCAAAAAGACUGGCGGCACGUGCGUGAAGCCUGCCGACUGCAAGUACUCCGACGCCACGUCCAAGGGCUGCAGCAAAGGAUGCGUGUGCUGCCAAGCUCCACCUUGCAAAAAGAAGCGUCCAUGCAAGAAGGAAAGUGGAUACUGUACGACAGAAUAUUGCAAGGGGUCAGAAGUUGAAAUACCAAAGGGCUGCAAAGGGUACGGCUGCCGAUGCUGUGCUAAGUCAGAGCCACCUUGCAAAAUGAAGCGUCCAUGCAAAAAGGAACAUGGAUACUGCACAACAGGAUAUUGCAAAGGCAAAGAAGUUGAAAUAGCGAAGGGCUGCAAAGGGGACGGCUGCCGAUGCUGUGCUGACAAACAGCCACCUUGCAAAAUGAAGCGUCCAUGCAAGAAGGAACAUGGAUACUGCACAACAGGAUAUUGCAAAGGCGAAGAAGUUGAAAUAGCGAAGGGCUGCAAAGGGGACGGUUGCCGAUGCUGUGCUGACAAACCUUUAGAACCACCUUGCAAAAUGAAGCGUCCAUGCAAGAAGGAAAAUGGAUACUGCACAACAGGAUAUUGCAAAGGCAAAGAAGUUGAAAUAGCUAAUGGCUGCAAAGGGGACGGCUGCCGAUGCUGUGCUGACAAACAGCCACCUUGCAAAAUGAAGCGUCCAUGCAAGAAGAAAAAGGGAUAUUGUACAAAAGGAUAUUGCAAGGCCUCAGAAGUUGAAAUAGCUAAAGGCUGCAAAGGGGACGGCUGCCGAUGCUGUGCUGACAAACAGCCACCUUGCAAAAUGAAGCGUCCAUGCAAGAAGAAAAAGGGAUAUUGUACAAAAGGAUAUUGCAAGGCCUCAGAAGUUGAAAUAGCUAAAGGCUGCAAAGGGGACGGCUGCCGAUGCUGUGCUGACAAACAGCCACCUUGCAAAGUGAAGCAUCCAUGCAAGAAGGAAAAGGGAUACUGCACAACGGGAUAUUGCAAAGACAAAGAAGUUGAAAUAGCUAAGGGUUGCAAAGGGUACGGCUGCCGAUGCUGUGCUGACAAACCGAGACCUACAACAACAACUAGGAGACCGUCAACAAGUUCGACUACGAGGCCAACAACUACGACAGUCUCAACAACUACGAGGCCAUCAGGCCCAACGACCACAACAGGACCACCCACAUCAGGGCCACCCACAUCAGGCCCUACGACCACAACAGGACCACCCACAUCAGGGCCACCCACAUCAGGCCCUACAACCACAACAGGACCACCCACAUCAGGGCCACCCACAUCAGGCCCUACGACCACAACAGGACCACCCACAUCAGGCCCAACGACCACAACAGGACCACCCACAUCAGGCCCUACGACCACAACUGGACCACCCACAUCAGGCCCAACGACCACAACAGGACCACCCACAUCAGGCCCAACGACCACAACAGGACCACCCACAUCAGGCCCAACGACCACAACAGGGCCACCCACAUCAGGCCCAACGACCACAACUGGACCACCCACAUCAGGCCCAACGACCACAACAGGACCACCGACAUCGGGCCCAACGACCACAACAGGACCACCCACAUCAGGCCCAACGACCACAACAGGACCACCCACAUCAGGCCCAACGACCACAACAGGACCACCCACAUCAGGCCCUACGACCACAACUGGACCACCCACAUCAGGCCCAACGACCACAACAGGACCACCCACAUCAGGCCCAACGACCACAACUGGACCAACCACAACAGGCCCAACGACCACAACUGGACCAACCACAACAGGCCCUACGACCACAACUGGACCAACCACAACAGGCCCUACGACCACAACAGGCCCUACGACCACAACUGGACCAACCACAACAGGCCCUACGACCACAACAGGCCCUACGACCACAACUGGACCAACCACAACAGGCCCAACGACCACAACAGGCCCAACGACCACAACUGGACCAACCACAACAGGCCCUACGACCACAACAGGCCCAACGACCACAACUGGACCAACCACAACAGGCCCAACGACCACAACUGGACCAACCACAACAGGCCCAACGACCACAACUGGACCAACCACAACAGGCCCUACGACCACAACUGGACCAACCACAACAGGCCCUACGACCACAACUGGACCAACCACAACAGGCCCUACGACCACAACUGGACCAACCACAACAGGCCCUACGACCACAACUGGACCAACCACAACAGGCCCAACGACCACAACUGGACCAACCACAACAGGCCCAACGACCACAACUGGACCAACCACAACAGGCCCAACGACCACAACUGGACCAACCACAACAGGCCCAACGACCACAACUGGACCAACCACAACAGGCCCAACGACCACAACUGGACCAACCACAACAGGCCCUACGACCACAACUGGACCAACCACAACAGGCCCAACGACCACAACAGGCCCUACGACCACAACUGGACCAACCACAACAGGCCCUACGACCACAACUGGACCAACCACAACAGGCCCUACGACCACAACUGGACCAACCACAACAGGCCCUACGACCACAACUGGACCAACCACAACAGGCCCUACGACCACAACUGGACCAACCACAACAGGCCCAACGACCACAACUGGACCAACCACAACAGGCCCAACGACCACAACUGGACCAACCACAACAGGCCCUACGACCACAACUGGACCAACCACAACAGGCCCAACGACCACAACUGGACCAACCACAACAGGCCCAACGACCACAACAGGCCCUACGACCACAACUGGACCAACCACAACAGGCCCAACGACCACAACUGGACCAACCACAACAGGCCCUACGACCACAACUGGACCAACCACAACAGGCCCUACGACCACAACUGGACCAACCACAACAGGCCCAACGACCACAACAGGCCCUACGACCACAACUGGACCAACGCCCUACGACCACAACUGGACCAACCACAACAGGCCCUACGACUACAACUGGACCAACCACAACAGGCCCUACGACCACAACUGGACCAACCACAACAGGCCCUACGACCACAACAGGCCCUACGACCACAACUGGACCAACCACAACAGGCCCUACGACCACAACUGGACCAACCACAACAGGCCCAACGACAACAGGAUAAUCUACACCAGGCCCAACGACCACAACUGGACCAACCACAACAGGCCCAACGACCACAACAGGCCCAACGACCACAACAGGAUAAUCUACACCAGGCCCAACGACCACAACUGGACCAACCACGACAGGCCCUACGACCACAACUGGACCAACCACAACAAGCCCUACGACCUCAACUUGACCGCCCACAUCAGGCCCAACGACCACAACAGGACCACCCGCAUCGGGUCCAACGACCACAACAGGAUAAUCUACACCAGGCCCAACGACCACAACUGGACCACCCACACCAGGCCCUACGACCACAACAGGACCACCCACAUCAGGCCCAACGACCACAACAGGACCACCCACAUCAGGUCCAACGACCACAACUGGACCACCCACAUCAGGCCCAACGACCACAACAGGACCACCCACAUCAGGUCCAACGACCACAACUGGACCACCCACAUCAGGCCCAACGACCACAACAGGGCCACCCACAUCAGGCCCAACGACCACAACAGGACCACCCGCAUCGGGCCCAACGACCACAACAGGACCACCCACAUCAGGCCCUACGACCACAACAGGACCACCCGCAUCGGGCCCAACGACCACAACAGGACCACCCACAUCAAGCCCAACGACCACAACAGGACCACCCACAUCAGGCCCAACGACCACAACUGGACCACCCACAUCAGGCCCAACGACCACAACAGGAUAAUCUACAUAAGGCCAAACGACCACAACUGGACCACCCACAUCAGGCCCAACGACCACAACAGGACCACCCACAUCAGGGCCAACGACCACAACAGGAUAAUCUACAUCAGGCCCAACGACCACAACUGGAUAAUCUACAUAAGGCCAAACGACCACAGCAGGACCACCCACAUCAGGGCGAACGACUACAACAGCAUAACCAAACACAACUACGUAAAAAAUGUCAUGUGCAGUCGUAUACAGCCAUGUGCAGCAAAUAGCUUAGAGUUUAAGUCUCCAUCCUUCAGUUCUACAUGA